AUGCAAAUUAGAUGGGCAUGCCUACUAAAAUUACAAUUGCGUGUUGUUUAUUUUUUCAUUACAAACACUUUGUUUCUUUUUUCUCUCUCUCUCAUCUUGUCUCCCGCUCUCUCUCUCAUCUUGUCUCCCACUCUCUAUCGUCUCACACUCUCUAUCGCCUCUCCCACACUCUCUCUCUUCUCUCUAUCGUCUCCCACACUCUCUCUCUUCUCUCUAUCGUCUCCCACACUCUCUCUCUUCUCUCUAUCGUCUCCCACACUCUCUCUCUUCUCUCUAUCGUCUCCCACACUCUCUCUCUUCUCUCUAUCGUCCCCACCACCUCUCUCUCUUCUCUCUAUCGUCUCCCACUCUCUCUCUUCUCUCUAUCGUCUCCCACUCUCUCUCUUCUCUCUAUCGUCUCCCCACCUCUCUCUUCUCUCUAUCAUCUCCCACUCUCUCUCUUCUCUCUAUCGUCUCCCUCUCUCUCUCUCUCUAUCAUCUCCCCUCUCUCUCUUCUCUCUAUCAUCUCCCUCUCUCUCUCUCUAUCUAUCAUCUCCCCCUCUCUCUCUUCUCUCUAUCGUCUCUCUCUCUCUCUUCUCUAUCGUCUCCCCUCUCUCUCUUCUCUCUCGUCUCCCCUCUCUCUCUCUUCUCUCUAUCGUCUCCCUCUCUCUCUUCUCUCUAUCGUCUCCCCCUCUCUCUCUUCUCUCUAUCGUCUCCCCCUCUCUCUCUUCUCUCCUAGUCUCCUCUCUCUCUUCUCUCUAUCUCCCCCUCUCUCUCUUCUCUCUAUCUCUCCCUCUCUCUCUUCUCUCUAUCGUCUCCCCCUCUCUCUCUUCUCUCUAUCGUCUCCCUCUCUCUCUCUCUCUAUCGUCUCGUCUCUCUCUCUCUCUCUCUAUCGUCUCCCCCUCUCUCUCUCUCUUCUCUCCCCGUCUCCCCCUCUCUCUCUCUCGUCUCCCCCACUCUCUCUCUCGUCUCCCCACUCUCUCUCUCGUCUCCCCCUCUCUCUCGUCUCCCCCUCUCUCUAUCGUCUCCCACACUCUCUCUCUCGUCUCCCACACUCUCUCUAUCGUCUCCCACACUCUCUCUAUCGUCUCCCACACUCUCUCUAUCGUCUCCCACACUCUCUCUAUCGUCUCCCACACUCUCUCUAUCGCCUCCCACACUCUCUAUCAUCUCCCACCCUCUAUCGUCUCCCCACUCUCUAUCGUCUCCCACUCUCUAUCUCUCCCCCCUCUCUCUCGUCCCACUCUCUCUAUCGUCUCCCCCUCUCUCUAUCGUCUCCCCACCUCUCUCUAUCGUCUCCCACUCUCUCUAUCGUCUCCCACACUCUCUCUAUCGUCUCCCACACUCUCUCUAUCGUCUCCCACACUCUCUCUAUCGUCUCCCACACUCUCUCUCUCUCCCACACUCUCUCUCUCUCUCUCUUCUCUCCUAUCGUCUCCCCACUCUCUCUCUCUCUCUCUCUCCCACACUCUCUCUCUCUCUCUCCAUCGUCUCCCUCUCUCUCUCUUCUCUCUAGCGUCUCCCCUCUCUCUCUCUUCUCUCCUCGUCCCACCUCUCUCUCUCUCUCUCUCUCGUCUCCCCUCUCUCUCUUCUCUCUCUCUCCUCGUCUCCCUCUCUCUCUCUCUUCUCCUCUCUCUCUCUAGCGUCUCCCUCUCUCUCUCGUCUCCUUCUCUCUCUCUCUCUCGUCUCCUCUCUCUCUCCCCUCUCUCUCUCUCCCUCUCGUCUCUCUCUCUCUCUCUAUCGUCUCCCACUCUCUCUCUCUCGUCUCCCCCUCUCUCCUCUCUCCCCUUCUCUCUCUCUUGUCCCCCCUCUCUCUCUCUCUUCCCCUCUCUAUCGUCUCUCUCUCUCUCUCUCUCUAUCGUCUCUCUCUCUCUCUAUCGUCUCUCUCUCUCUCUAUCGUCUCUCUCUCUCUCUCUCUCUCUCUCUCUCUCUCUCUAUCGUCUCUCUCUCUCUCUCUAG
This is a messenger RNA of Acanthosepion pharaonis, 1938 nucleotides long. The record is from the annotation of a GenBank genome assembly. Lineage: Eukaryota; Metazoa; Mollusca; Cephalopoda; Sepiida; Sepiidae.